This is a messenger RNA of Guyanagaster necrorhizus, 1425 nucleotides long. RefSeq names its product MFS general substrate transporter. The coding region runs from base 1 to 1425 and encodes 474 amino acids. The record is from RefSeq and is a predicted model, not a curated record. Gene Ontology annotation, biological process: transmembrane transport. The transcript has 6 exons. Gene Ontology annotation, molecular function: transmembrane transporter activity. Lineage: Eukaryota; Fungi; Basidiomycota; Agaricomycetes; Agaricales; Physalacriaceae.
AUGGAUCUCUGCCAACCUACCGAAGAGACUGGCCUCCUCACUCCUACCUCUACCUCUUCUCUGUCUACCCAAAAGCGACGCUCACGACCUCCCACGCCUCUACCGCACCUGCAGAUAUGGAUCGUCCUGGUGCUGCAGAUAUGCGAACCGAUAACAAGCCAGAGUAUCUACCCUUAUAUCAACCAGCUGGUGAGCGAGCUGGAUAUCACUGGAGGGGACGAUAGGCGGGUCGGAUAUUAUGCUGGUUUGAUUGAAUCCCUCUUCUUCGCAACCGAGGCCAUAACAGUGCUUCAUUGGAGCCGGUUCUCCGAUACCGUAGGGCGAAAGCCCGUCCUGAUGAUUGGACUGGUGGGGUCAGCCAUCUCAAUGCUAUCAUUCGGUCUAUCAAGAACUUUCUGGGCACUAGUGAUUAGCCGUUGUGUCACUGGAUUACUGAAUGGGAACAUCGGCGUGAUGAAAAGUGUCAUGGGGGACUUGACUGACCCAUCCAACCGCGCGGAAGGAUUCGCACUUAUGCCAGUCGUAUGGUCCUUUGGGGCAACGAUGGGCCCUCUUAUCGGCGGAACGUUCGCGCGUCCCCACGAACGAUUUCCGGGCAUCUUCUCAGGCGCCUUUUGGGAGCGAUAUCCCUACUUUCUCCCGUGUCUCGUCUCCUCAUUCUUUGUCUUUCUCGCCUUCCUGAUAACACUGGUCCUUUUUAAAGAGACUGUGCCAAAACGCCGCCGUCGCUCCCUAUCAUACGAUUCCAUAGAAAUUCAAACCUCCAAAAAGCAUGACAAGCCUGUUCCUCUCCGUGGUUUACUCAUCUUUCCCGUCCUAAUAUCCGUGGCGAAUUAUGUCACACUUGCCUUCCUCAAUAUUGCUUUCAAUGCACUAUUUCCUCUCUUUCUCGCUAUGCCACCUUCCAUAGGCGGGCUGGGUAUGCCUCCCUCAACUAUUGGCUAUAUCAUGGGCGUCUACGGCGCCUCUACCGGUAUCUUCCAAUUUUUUUUCUUCGCCAAAAUAGUCAGAGGGCUAGGCGAACGCAGGGUGUUCAUCAACGGCAUGCUCGCUAUGCCCUUUAUGUUUGCGCUCUUCCCUAUCAUCAGCUUCUGCGGGGGUACACCCUGGAUAUGGGUAGGGAUAGCGAGCCUGGUUGUGUUGUCCAUCAUCAUGGACAUGUCGUAUGGCGCGAUAUUCAUGUUCAUCACUGCUUCUGCGCCCAGUAAAGCGUCGUUGGGCGCCACGAAUGGGCUUUCACAGACUACUGUUUCGAUUGCGAGGGCUAUAGGGCCUGCGCUCGCCACGUCUUUGUUUUCACUUUCGGUGGAGAGGAACGUGCUUGGGGGCUAUGGAGCGUAUGCUUUGUUCGUGGUGUUAUCCGUCGCUGCGUUGGGCUUGGCAGUGAAGCUGCCGAUGGAGAUUUGGGAUGAAGACGAUGAAUGA